Molecule: messenger RNA, 1933 nt
Organism: Closterium sp. NIES-67
Lineage: Eukaryota; Viridiplantae; Streptophyta; Zygnematophyceae; Desmidiales; Closteriaceae
Source: the annotation of a GenBank genome assembly
UGCCCGAACAUUGCUGCGCUUGGCGAUCGGUUGCUGUGCUGUCAGCCGCAUCUGCUUGCACCCAUUCUCCUCCAGCGAAGAGUUCCCUCUCGUGCAGCUUGGCUCCUGCUGCUGCUCCGCCAUUCAUGGAGGGACUCGCCAGAGCAAUGCUGCCACCAAGGCGCUUGCUUACACCAGAGUACCAUCGCGUUUGUCAGAGUGCUUAUUCAAGGCCUAUCUACGUUUGCCACCUUGAUGUGCGAAGAUUGAAGCCGUGGGAUGUCACCGCGAAGAAGACUAGCUAACUACUCAAGUCGGGUCACUGCGUAGCUUAGAUGGCGUCAUCUUCAACACCGAUCUUCCCGGUCCAGCCGAUGCCCUCGUUCGAAUCGUUUCAAGGCUUCGAAGAAGCUACGUUGAGGGUCAAUCCUCCCAGGUCAGCCAUCCCCGCUAGCGUUAAAAAAUGCUGAGAGAUAAGUUAUAUGUGGGGUUGCUGACAGCGUCGUUUUGUUUUCAGCGUUGUUUUCGACAAUCACUCUGAUCCAGUCUCAACUCUUGUUAAAGUGGAUAGCGCAAACAAGCAAGGCUGCCUGCUUCAGGUCGUGCAGCUUCUAACCGACCUUGAUUUUAUCAUUUCCAAAGCUUACAUUUCUUCAGAUGGUGGAUGGUUCGUUGACGUCUUUCAUGUGGUGGACCAGCUGGGGCAAAAGGUGAUCGACGAAAGCGUGAUUGGAUUUAUUAAGAAGGCGCUGGGUGCUACCAAAGAACAUCCCGUUCCUGAUGCAAAGACCUGCCUAGGAAAGCCUGUCGCUGACGCAAUAGACUUCGAGCAUUCCGUCAUAGAGCUCACAGGGUAUGACCGCCCUGGGCUUCUCUACGAGGUGUCGGAAGUGUUGACUAAACUGGGAUGCAAUGUGGUGGGAGCAGAAGUCUGGACGCACAAUAACCGUGUGGCUAUUGUCGUUCACAUUACGCAAGCGGUCAAAGGUGGACCUGUCAGCGACCCUGCUGUUCUGGCCGAAAUGAAUGACAGACUUUGUUCUGUGAUGGAAUCAGACAGCACCAGAAUCGAGGCUCGCCACAGUUAUUUUGUUGGGGAGGCCCAAACAGACCGGAGGCUGCAUCAGCUGAUGUUUGCAGACAGGGACUAUGAAGCUGCUGGGAUGAAUAUCUUCCCCACAGGUGCCGGGGACGAGAAACUUAAUCCAAGUGUUUCUGUGGGAAAUCUUACUGGGUCGCAGUACACCAUAAUUAAGUUGACCUGCCUGGACCGACCGAAGCUUCUGUUUGACACGGUCUGCACAUUGACGGACAUGCAGUACAUCAUUCACCAUGCCACGAUCGAGUCAGAAGACGAUGUGGCGUUUCAGGAACUUUACAUCAGAACCAUGGACGGCUCCAUGCUGGACACUGAGGCUGAGAGGGAGCGGGUUGUUAAAUGCCUUGAAGCAGCUAUUCUGCGUCGCAGCCCAAAAGGUAUAUGCCUGGAUCUCUGCACUGGUGAUAGGGUUGGUUUGCUGUGUGAUGUCACACGGGUUCUCCAGACGCACAACCUAUCCAUCACGGCGGCUAACAUAUGCACGCGUUGGGGGAAAGCGGUCAACGAGUUCUACGUCACUGAUUCGGCCAAUCGCCCUGUUGAUUUCAGCAUCAUUGAGGCCAUUCGUGAGGAGAUUGGCCCUGAGAUGCUGACCAUUCGUAAUGUGGCACCUCCCAUUUUCAGCUCGUCAUCGCCGCCUCAGGAGGAGUCCUCUUUUUCUUUCACCAGAUUGUUUCGCUCUCUUUCUCUAGGGCUGUCUAGGGAAAAUCAGAGCAAGCGAGCUCCACUAUCAUCUAGCCUCACAUAAAGGUGGUUGUGUGGAUAUGUUUCCGAAAGGCCAACAGCCGUUGGCCCAUGACCGGAAAUCGAUGUAUAUAAUGUUCUAACAAAGGCAUAUAAAAAGGUGGCUUCCCC